GAUUGGGCUGCUAGUUUAAGGACCGCGUCCCGCGCGGGACGGUCCCGCCAUGUACCGCCAUAAUAGAAACCCGCAUCGGGUCGGGACGGGACGGGACGGGAGAGCCCAAUUGCCAUCCCUAGUAACAAACAACAAAUAUUGUUGCUGUUAAAGGAAUAUACCCGUAUUUGAUGUUUUAUUAUUUAAAAUUUAUUCUAACAAAUCUUUUGAUAAAUACUUUAAAGAUAUUUUAAUUUUCAAAAACUUUAUGUUAAUAUUUUCACUAAUUUUGUAAUUAGCAAUAAACUAUUAUUAUGCAUUACUAUAUUCAAUUAUCGUUUAUAAAAUGAAAGAAAAACACUAUCCUAUUUUUAUCUAUUUUAUAAUUAUAAUCAAUCAUGUUAAAAUAAAAUUAUUAUAUUAAACUAAAAAUGAUAUAUUUAUAUUAAAUUCAUAAAUUUUAUUAUUCAUAAAUAUAAAAUAUCCAUGUUAAGAAUAUAAUACGAUGAUAUAACUACUUAACAUUAGCAAACUAUAUAAUACAUGUAUAAUAUUAAGAUUUUCUAUAUACAAUAAUAUAUCAUCUAAAAUGAAUAAAAGUAAAAAAAAAAAUUAUUGCUAAAAUAAAAAUCCAGCUUUGAAAAGCGGCCCAUAAUUUAGCAUAAAUUAAAUGAAAAACAAUUUUUAAAUAUGUUGCUUCAUUCAUAUAUUAGUUUGUCUAAUAACUAAAUGUAAAUAAAAUAAAAUAAAUAUAUAAUAAGAAGCAACAACUACAUAUGAAAAUUUUAAACAAUUGAUUAACUACAACAUAUAAACUAUAAAAUUAUUUUAAAUUAUUGUAUCUGAAAUAUUUAUAUUAACAUUUAAAUACAUGAUUAAAUCUGAAAACAAACACCCGCGCAGUUGCGCGGAUCGAGCUCUAGUCUUUUGGUUAAGAGAUUAAUGAAAGUACAAAUGCAUUGUAUCUUUAAUUCGUUAUUUUGACCUUAACAAAAAUAAUACUAGAGCACUAGUUUUUAAAAAUAAAUAGAAAAAGUUUCAAAAGUAUGUUCUUUUGAAACUUUCAGAAAAUUAUCAAAAUUUUAUGUCUAGAUUUUUUCCCUUUUGUUUCCCAUUUUACUUAUGACCAUUCCAAACAUUCUUUCAAUAUGCCAAUCAGACAUUAGUUGCAUCUUUACAUUCAGAAAUCGGUUUGAUAUUUUUAUUUCCUACUGGAAAUCUGACGGAUUAACUCGAAACGAUCUUCUUGAUCUGUUAGUUAACAAGCAAAGCGAUCUUGUAGGGGUUGAAAGACGAGAGUGCCUGCCCUUUUCUUUCAGCAUGAUGGUGGAAUCAAGUGAGUAUCCAGUUCGUCCUGGUAUAAAAGAUUGUCAGUUUUAUCUAAGAACUGGUAGAUGCGGCUACGGAGAAAAUUGUUGCUACAAUCAUCCAAAGGAGACACCAAGAGGGAAGAUUAAUAUGCCAAAGUGUAAGUUUUUUCUGAGAGGAAAAUGUAAGAACGGCUCACAUUGUGAUUUUGAUCACUCAAAGGAAGGGGAUCGUGCAGAACAUACGCGUCAGGGCCAGAAAAGAUACAGAACUGAGUCAACGUCAAGGUCAAGUCCAAGUCCAGAGAAGAGGAAACAUAGGCAGGGAGAUAUUGAGAAGCAGAAAACAGAGGCUGAAGACAUUCCGCAGGGAGAAAAAUUGAGGGAGAUGCAAGAGAAUGAUAAUGAUCAACAGAAACUAGUGGAACAGAGAAAGAGAGAUAUUGAGAGGCAGAGGAGAGAGGCUCGUUUGAGUCUUGAGCAGAUCAAACCAACAGUUUAUUUUGAUGAAGCCAUUCGCAUCAGAGAGAUAUUAGCAGAAUUUGGAUUCAUACAUACAGAAGGCGAUGGAUUAUAAUAGUUACGAGGAUACAAAAGAGAAUUCCAGCUUCUUGGAACACAAGAAACUGAUGCGUUGUGAAGCUUUCGUUUUUUUAACCUCGUGGUUGUUGUAUUGAUUAAACUACCGAAUAAAUACUGAGAUUGGGAUACAUUUGAGCAUAUAUGCUCUGGAUAUAAGC
Molecule: messenger RNA, 2026 nt
Organism: Brassica napus (rape)
Lineage: Eukaryota; Viridiplantae; Streptophyta; Magnoliopsida; Brassicales; Brassicaceae
Product: putative zinc finger CCCH domain-containing protein 10
Exons: 8
Coding region: 1102-1863 (253 amino acids)
Molecular function (GO): mRNA binding; metal ion binding
Source: RefSeq, a predicted model, not a curated record